Molecule: messenger RNA, 935 nt
Organism: Scutellospora calospora
Lineage: Eukaryota; Fungi; Glomeromycota; Glomeromycetes; Diversisporales; Gigasporaceae
Source: the annotation of a GenBank genome assembly
AUGAAAAUUGCUCGUAAUAUGGUUCCCGAUCUCAGGCCCAUAGUUCAAAAGAUAUGUAAAGAAUUUGUGGAAGGUUUUAGAACACAUGAUAAAUCUUGGAAAGAGACCGAAGAAAGUAGUUCAUGUGUUGUUAAAGAAAUCUUAAAUGCCUUAAAAGAUAUUCGGAAUAAUCCAGUAUUUAAUUCUGAAAUUGCAAGGACAUUAAAUGAGGGAACGUACCAAUCAACCCGGGAGGCAAAUGAUGGUCUUUAUUGGGUACGCCAAAGUCUUAAUCCUGCUAAAGAACAGUUUGGUAUUGUAGAUAUACAAGUAGCAGUGAAUAUACUUCAUCUGAACGUUCUUGUUCGAGAUAAGGAAAUGGCAAGCCUUCGUAAUAUUAUGAGAGUUAGACCACAAACAACCACAUUUUUCCUUUGUGAUGUUCAGGAAAAAUUUCGAUCUCACAUUCAUCAAUUUUUGAGUGUAGUUUCGACCGCUCAAAAAAUGAUUGCAGCAUCCAAAAUCUUGGAGAUACCUUUAGUUGUCACAGAACAGGUUUCUCUUGGAUCUACAGUUCAAGAACUUGAUAUUACUAGCGCAGUAGAAGUAGUUAAAAAGGUCAAAUUUUCAAUGUACGAAGAAAAAGUUCAAGGUAUAUUAAAAGAUCGAGAGAUAAAAUCAGUGGUGCUAUUUGGAAUUGAGGCACACGUAUGUGUGCUUCAGACAACACUAGAUUUAUUGGAAAAUGGUUAUGAUGUUCAUGUUUUGGCAGAUGGAGUUUCAUCGAUAAAUCAUCCAGAAAUCGAAAUUGCAUUGCAGCGUAUUCGACAAGCAGGAGCAUCAGUCACAACUUCUGAAUCAAUUUUGUUUCAACUCCUUGGUGAUGCUAAAAAUGAAAAGUUUAAACCAAUUUCUAAUUUAAUCAAGGAAUAUAAAGAAGCGACAUCUAACAAUAA